AUGUCGUCAAAGAAGAAAUCAGGCUUUCAGAAAAGAAAAGAAAGGCAAGAAAGGCAGAGGAAACAAGAUGAAGGAAAGCAACUGCUUACUGAUUUCUUUCCCAAGAAAGGCUGCAGGCUGGAAGGAAAUGAAAAGAUCACAGAAAUCACUGCUUACACAGGAGGCUCAGUACUGCUGCCCUGCUCCUGCACUGACCUCCACACCACACCUGAGACAUUCACAUGGGAGAAAUACAUAAAUGAACAGAAAUGGGUAAAGAUAUCUCCUGAGAGUGAGCAGUACAAAGAGAGAUUUCAGCUGGUUAAUGAUCGCUCUUCAGGAAAUCUCUCUCUGCUCAUAUCACACCUGACUGAAGAGGAUGGAGGAUUUUACAGGUGUAGUGUUAAAGGGAGUCAAUACAGAGACCUCAGACUCACUGUUAAAGGUUGCACACUAAAUCAACCGGCAGUGUAUAUGACUGGAUACGUGGGACAGUCUGUCCUUCUGCCCUGCUCCUGCUCUGAACUACAAGCCAAACCACACACUGUCACAUGGACGUUUUUAAAUGGUUCUGAUUCCAAAGAAAUCUUCCCAAAGGACCAGACAAAUGUCUACACAGACAGAGUUCAGCUCUUUAAUGAUCAUCUUCCAGGAAAUCUCUCUCUGCUCAUAUCACACCUGACUGUAGAGGAUGAAAGAUGGUACAGACGCACCGACAAAACCUUCAACAUCUGCACCAGUGACCACAACAACUUCAUCUCAUUCCAAACCAGGUACCACACACCACUGAUUAACACUGGAAUGAAAAAGGUUUAUUCGUCUGUUAAGCAUCUUCCCUACGUCCCCUUCGCCGUAGUGACUGUGUUCUUUCUGCACAUUAUCGUGGCUGUGGUCUAUUACACCACCAGAAAGAAAGGUCCUGAUACAGUUCAUUCCAGCAGAGCUGAUGGAGAUGGAGCAGUGAGUCUGUAG
Messenger RNA from Neoarius graeffei (lesser salmon catfish), 951 nucleotides. RefSeq lists its product as uncharacterized. Bases 1 to 951 code for a protein of 316 amino acids. Gene Ontology annotation, cellular component: external side of plasma membrane. The transcript has 6 exons. NCBI's taxonomy places the organism in Eukaryota, Metazoa, Chordata, Actinopteri, Siluriformes, Ariidae. The record is from RefSeq and is a predicted model, not a curated record. Gene Ontology annotation, biological process: cellular response to lipopolysaccharide; immune response; negative regulation of T cell proliferation.